This is a messenger RNA of Dothidotthia symphoricarpi CBS 119687, 1922 nucleotides long. RefSeq names its product 4-hydroxyphenylpyruvate dioxygenase. The coding region runs from base 229 to 1446 and encodes 405 amino acids. Lineage: Eukaryota; Fungi; Ascomycota; Dothideomycetes; Pleosporales; Dothidotthiaceae. The transcript has 2 exons. Gene Ontology annotation, molecular function: 4-hydroxyphenylpyruvate dioxygenase activity. The record is from RefSeq and is a predicted model, not a curated record. Gene Ontology annotation, biological process: L-tyrosine catabolic process.
AUCACAAUGACGCUGAAUUUGAAGGAUUCUGCAAGCGGCCUAUUGAGGAUGUCGGUUCUUGAAGGAAACUGCAUGUUACUUGAUAAGAGAUAAAACCCAAUGUCCACAUAAGCUUUCACAAACACAUCUCACAAACUCCGCUCAACACUCUUGAUAAGGGAAACAGCCUCAUCUCAACUCUCUAUCCAAUCUUCAUCUAUCUUGCCGCAUUUUGAUCCUAUAUUCAAGAUGGCACCCGCUGCUAUUUCCCCACCUGGUUCUCCAAGUCUCUCUGCCGCAUCCCCUUCAGACAUCGCAUCGUACCGUGGCUACCACCAUGUACACUGGUAUGUCGGGAAUGCCAAGCAGGCUGCUUCCUUCUAUGUCUCACGCAUGGGUUUCGAGCGCGUCGCAUACCGAGGGCUCGAAACUGGAUCUCGAGUGACUGCUUCCCACGUUGUAAGGAAUGGCAACGUGACCUUCAUCUUGACCAGCCCCUUGAGGUGUUUAGAGCAAGGCAAGAGAUUCAGCCGGGAGGAUGAGAAACUUCUGGAAGAGAUCCAUGCGCACCAGGAAAAGCAUGGUGAUGCUGUCAAGGACGUCGCCUUCGAAGUCGAUAACGUAGAUGCCAUAUACUCCGCCGCGGUCGAGGCAGGUGCUCACUGCAUAUCCGCACCCCGCGAUGUCUCUGACGCAAAUGGAACCGUUCGCCUUGCCACUAUUAGAACAUAUGGCGACACCACGCACACCCUUAUCCAAAAGAACACUUACUCCGGUACCUUCCUCCCAGGAUACCGUCCAGAGCCUACGGUCUGUGACCCGCUUUCCAAGUUCCUCCCACAGAUCCAGCUCUCCGCUAUCGAUCACUGCGUCGGCAACCAAGACUGGGAUGAGAUGGAGAACGCAUGCGACUACUACGAGAAAGUACUGGGCUUCCAUCGAUUUUGGAGCGUCGACGACAAGGAUAUCUGCACAGAGUACUCAGCUUUGAAGUCCAUCGUGAUGAGCUCCGCAAACGACGUGGUCAAGAUGCCGAUCAACGAGCCUGCCAAGGGAAAGAAGCAGUCGCAGAUUGAGGAGUAUGUCGACUUCUAUGGCGGCCCGGGAGUCCAACACAUUGCCCUCCGAACCGACAACAUCAUCCGCGAUAUCACAAAUCUGAAGGCGCGGGGUGUCGAAUUCAUCAAGGUCCCAGAGACGUACUAUGAUUCCAUGAAAAUGCGGCUGAAGAAGUCAGGCAUGACGCUAAACGAGGACUUUGAGACACUGAAGGGCCUUGAUAUCUUGAUCGACUUCGAUGAGGGAGGUUACUUAUUGCAACUCUUCACGAAGCAUCUAAUGGAUCGACCAACAGUAUUCAUUGAGAUCAUCCAGCGCAACAACUUCAGCGGCUUUGGUGCGGGUAACUUCAAGUCACUGUUUGAGGCUAUCGAGAGAGAGCAGGACCUGCGGGGAAACUUGAUCUGAAGAGGGAUUUGACUCGUAGCAUCUUCUGGCGUUUGGAGCUCGUGCGUAUAACACACAUAAUGCCGUUAUCUUGACAGUUUAAUCAAAGAGUCACAAAGACGUGUUCUCUGCAUGUUUGCCAAUUGUGGGUUUCUAUAUGACCCUGCCCUUUGAUGAAUCUAAGAAGGAAAAUAUUGUAGACCGCCGACCAAAACGCCCACCGAUCCGUGUAUUGCUUUUCUCACUAUAUAUAAAACGCCUUUCCAGAAGAUGCUGCCCAGAUAGUCCUUACGACAUUGGAAGGUUCCAGAUGAAGUCAAGCGUUCCAUCGUCAAAGCCCUGGAAGCUCUGCUGACUAUCCAGACCAAAAGGCGCCAUUGCCGGAUCAAAGGGCAGCGCAAGCCAGUCAUCAUCGGGCAUCAUACCAGUCACGCUCUCUGCGAGCGCAGCAAUGCCAGAUUCGCCAGCGUGAUGGUUGUUCAGAAAGUCCAUACCAG